AUGGCCUCGUUCAAGGAAUUGUCCCUCUCGCGUCCACUCCCCAACCCAAACCAACGUCAACACUCCCACUCGAUCUCUCUGGGUGCUGUCAAUGCCAACCACCGUGUGACGCGUCGAAAGAGUGUCACCACUGCGGCUGCCAAUGCCGCCGCCGCCAUCGCGGCCUCCAUGAAAGAGGGCGAAUCCGCGCUUCUCCCCAUGGCCGCGCACCGCCGCAGCCUUGGGGGCCGCAAGGGCUUGGAGUCCACUUCGGUCGGGGGUACAUCAGGAUUCAGUUCAUACCUCUCGCGAAGUGUGAAUAGCCCUAGCCAGGAGCCUCCGGUCGCUCGCAAAGCCUCCCCCAGCAACUCCGAUGACGGCAAAGCCCUUAAGGGCCGUAACCGCCGAGCCAGCGAAGGCGCUCAAUCCAAGACUGACGGAAAGCGGGUCCCGGCUGAACUCCGCUGCGAUCGCUGCGGGAAAGGGUACAAGCAUGGCAGCUGCUUGUCCAAGCAUAUGUGUGUAUCCCCCACCCCGCGCUGUCUUCUUGCUGGAACGGGAGUGUGGGAACAUGACCCGGCAUGGGCGGUUACCUCGAAAUUACUUAUCUCCAAGCACCAGCAGGUUCAGCUGCUGGAGGCUGCCACAGUGCUAGUCACCAUGAACCAGGACGGCCCCGAACAGUGCCACGAGCAUUGCCCCGAAGCUGAUUCUGAAGUCUCCUCCGCUUCACCCGACGCUUCCUCGGAGGUGCGCGAUGGACUUAGCUCCGCCGAGACCACCCCGCCCCCGAUUGACGAAGAGGAGGAAGAUGACUUUGAGAUGUCAGGUAUGCCGACCAACUGGACCAAACGUCCUAGCAUCAGCAACGCCUCAGCUUUCUCCCGUUCCUACCAGUCGAUUCCCUCGAGCUCGUACAACGAGAGUGCUCCGCUCCACUCCCCUACUUUCUCCCACUUCCGCCAGUCCAGCAUCGAUACCCGCCCAUCCACCGCUGACACCCGACUGCACGAGGACGACGAGGCUGAUUUGGCCGCAGCGAUUGGGCUGUGCAACUUCGGUACUCCUCGUACAGGUCCAGUCUCCAUGACACCGGAUGUGCCCCCUGUUCCCCCGCUGCCGGCUCGCUACCUGGAUUCGAGUAGUCAUCCGAGCCACCAGAGCCCGCGUCUGUUGUCGCAGCCGGGCCCAAUGAACGAGGCUUACCGACGAGACUCCAAUGCUGACCUCUUCCUCUCCGUAUCCGCGGCUUCGUUCAACCCGUCAUUGUCAUACAAGGUGUCUGAUGAGCGUGGGCCUCGAACCGGACCUAAGGAAUCUCAACCCCGUCGUCACAGCCGCAACGCAGACGUUGACUUCGGCAGUCGUACCGCGCCAGCGGAUGAUGACGAUGAUGGUGUAUUUGGACGCAUGGAGGAAUGA
Penicillium odoratum is the source of this 1401-nucleotide messenger RNA. Its product is annotated as putative C2H2 finger domain protein. The coding region runs from base 1 to 1401 and encodes 466 amino acids. The record is from RefSeq and is a predicted model, not a curated record. NCBI's taxonomy places the organism in Eukaryota, Fungi, Ascomycota, Eurotiomycetes, Eurotiales, Aspergillaceae. The transcript is spliced from 3 exons.